This is a messenger RNA of Emiliania huxleyi CCMP1516, 987 nucleotides long. RefSeq lists its product as hypothetical. The transcript is spliced from 2 exons. NCBI's taxonomy places the organism in Eukaryota, Haptophyta, Isochrysidales, Noelaerhabdaceae. The record is from RefSeq and is a predicted model, not a curated record. The coding region runs from base 1 to 987 and encodes 328 amino acids.
AUGCGAACCGCGGCCGACCUGUGGUGCAGCAACGAGGCGGCCGCCCUGGCUGAGUACGGCAACAUCGCGGAUUGGGACUUGAGCCGCAUCACCGACCUGAGUUGUCUGUUCAGCGCUUCAUCGGCGUGGUGCGGUUGGAGCGGGUCCUCCACGACCGGCAAGAGCACGUGCGACCCCGACAUCAGCUCGUGGGUCACGUCUGCGGCCACCGACAUGAGCAGCAUGUUCCACGGCGCCACCGCCUUCAACAAGGACAUCUCCUCGUGGAACACGUCUGCUGUUCGCUCCAUGAUCAGCAUGUUCGAAGGCGCCUCCUCCUUCGACAAGGACAUCUCCUCGUGGGACACGUCUGCUGUUCUCUACAUGAGCGGCAUGUUCCGCGGCGCCACCUCCUUCGACAAGGACAUCUCCUCGUGGGACACGUCUGCGGUUCUCUACAUGACCGGCAUGUUCGAAGGCGCCAUCUCCUUCGACAAGGACCUCAGCUCGUGGGACGUGUCUGCAGUCGUCGAUGGUCUCAUGGGCGCCAUGUUCGAAGGCGCCUCCUCCCUCAGCGACUGCAACAAGGCGCUCAUCCAGGCCAGCUUCAGCACGCAGACGAGCGCGUGGCCCUCGGACUACAACUCGUGGGGCUUGUUGUGCACCGGCGUCUGCGGCGACGGCACUGCGCUCGACGCAGUGACGCGGAAGUGCGAGGUCUCGCUCGGCAACGGUACCGAGGUGCUCGACGGCAAGGUCGAGGUCGUGCUCGGCAGCGCCACCGAGGUGGUCGACGGCAAGGUCGAGAUUGCGUGCUCCGACAACCGCCGCCUAGAGGAGGCGCAAGAGGAGGGCGCACAGGAGGCGGCGGCGGCGUCAAUCGUCGACGGCCUCCUCGCGCGGCACCCGGACUUCGUCGCCGAACUGCGGCGUGCAAACCUUGAUGAGAAGGCCAUCAAGAUCAUGCUCGAGCUCGGGCAGGAUUUUCGGCUGCCGGCGCUCGCGUAA